Molecule: messenger RNA, 858 nt
Organism: Colletotrichum acutatum
Lineage: Eukaryota; Fungi; Ascomycota; Sordariomycetes; Glomerellales; Glomerellaceae
Product: isoprenoid synthase domain-containing protein
Exons: 2
Coding region: 1-858 (285 amino acids)
Molecular function (GO): carbon-oxygen lyase activity, acting on phosphates
Source: RefSeq, a predicted model, not a curated record
AUGCUGAAGGAUUGGUGUGUCGAGCUCCAGUAUUAUUCUUUUCAAUGUGAUUCUAACAUCAGUCAGCUCGCCCAUCCCAGGCAUCCAGUUGAAGUCCAGGGAUACGUCGGACUCUUCACGUGGCUUGUCGUUCAGUACGAUGAUAUCGUAGGGCAAAGCAACCAGAUGGUAGGGGAGGCGCUCCUUUUUCAUGAACGUUUAUUCCGAGGCGAGCCCCAGCCAAACAACCUACUUGAGGGAAUUGCCGGCCUUCUUCGCGAAGCCCAUGACCACUUCGACACCGUCCUAGCGAACAUGCUGCAGAUCUCGGUGCUCAAGUUCCUGACGAGUAAUUUGUUGGAACGACACAGCGGUUUUCAACACAUGCCUGUCACACCGGCAGGGCAGAAGUUCCCAGACUUUUAUCGAGACAUGUCGGGCAUGGACCAGGCCUAUGCUGUGUUUUGCUAUCCCAAAGCGCUAUACCCGGAUGUCGGAGCCUUUCUAGAGGCAAUCCCAGACAUGGCUAAUUUUAUUAAUAUCUCUAAUGACGUCUUGUCUUUCUAUAAGGAGGAGCUGGGCGGAGAUACGAGAAACUAUGUUCAUAACCGCGCCACGUGUACUGGCAAGCCAGUGCUGGCUGUGGUAGCGGAAGUAAACCGAGAGUCAAUAGCAUCAGCGAGGCGGGUUGAGCAGAUCCUCAAGGGAAGGGGCAUAUACGAACAGUCCUGGAACGACAGUGUCAGAGGCUAUAUGGCGAUGCAUACGACGAACCCCCGAUACAAGUUGGCCGAUCUAGGAAUCGGCGAGGAGCACCCCCUUGCUCCAUUCGAACACAGGAUCGGCCAAUUGUUCGAGCAAAUGAGCCGAGACGAAUGA